AUCGGAGCCAUGGGAGGGAGGGGGAGGGAGCAAGGCGGGGAGAGGGACGACGUCAACGGCGGGGGAGAGGACGGAGCUGACGACGGACAUGAGAGGAGGCCCGCGGCGGCGCGCGUGCCGCUCUACCGGAUGUUCGCCUUCGCGGACAGGACGGACUCGGCGCUCAUGGCGGUGGGCGCGGCCACGGCGGUGGCCAACGGGAUGGCGCAGCCGCUCAUGACCUUCAUCUUCGGCGACGUCAUCGACGCCUUCGGCUCCGCCGCCUCGUCGCGGGACGUCCUGCACAGGGUCACCAAGGUGAUCAUUAACUUUGUUUAUCUUGGUAUUGGAGCAGGACUUGCUUCAACACUUCAGGUAUCAUGCUGGACAAUUACUGGAGAAAGACAGGCAGCACGAAUCAGAGCUAUGUAUCUCAAGGCGAUUCUCAGACAGGACAUUGCUUUUUUUGACAAGGAAAUGAGCACUGGACAAGUUGUUGAGAGGAUGUCUGGGGACACAUUCCUCAUUCAAGAUGCCAUUGGAGAAAAGGUUGGCAAGAUCAUACAGCUCCUUUCUACCUUUUUUGGAGGCUUCGUUGUUGCAUUUGUGAGAGGAUGGCUCUUGACACUUGUUAUGCUCUCAAGCAUCCCUCCAGUAGCCGUGGCUGGUGCUAUUGUGUUAAGGAUGAUGACAACGUUGUCCACUAAAAUGCAAGCAAAAUAUGGUGAUGCUGGAGACAUUGUUGAGCAAACUAUUGGGACCAUUCGAACGGUUGUCUCAUUCAAUGGUGAGAAGCAAGCUAUAACAACAUAUAACAAGUUCAUAAGAAAAGCAUAUGAGUCUGCUCGUCGAGAAGGUGCUGUCAGUGGCCUUGGAGUGGGUUCAAUAAUGGCAAUCUUGUUUUGCAGCUAUGGGUUGGCAGUUUGGUAUGGAUCUAAAUUGAUAGUCGACCGAGGAUAUAAUGGUGGCAUAGUUAUUACUAUUAUAAUGUCCGUCAUGGUUGGCGCAAUGUCCUUAGGUCAGGCAGCACCAUCAAUAACAGCUUUUGCACAAGGUCAAGGAGCAGCAUAUAGAAUGUUCAAGACAAUUGAAAGACAACCAUGUAUUGAUGUAUAUAACACCACAGGUAUCAUAUUGGAAGACAUCAAGGGUGAUGUUGAACUGAAGGAUGUCUACUUCAGCUAUCCUACCAGGCCUGAACAUUUGGUAUUUGAUGGAUUCUCCUUACGGGUACCAAGUGGAACUACAAUGGCACUAGUUGGAGUGAGCGGUAGUGGAAAGUCAACUGUGGUCAGUUUGGUGGAGAGAUUCUAUGAUCCACAGUCUGGGGAAGUCUUGAUAGAUGGAGUUGACAUUAGAAGAAUGACUCUUGGGUGGAUAAGAGGAAAAAUCGGUCUCGUCAGCCAAGAACCAGUGUUGUUCUCGAGUACGAUCAGGGAAAAUAUUUCCUAUGGGAAGGAUGGUCUUAAUCUCGAAGAGAUCAGAAGAGCAAUCGAGCUUGCAAAUGCAGCAAACUUCAUUGAUAAACUGCCAAAUGGUCUUGAGACAAUGGUUGGGGAACGUGGGAUUCAGCUGUCUGGAGGGCAGAAGCAAAGAAUAGCAAUUGCUAGAGCGAUUAUAAAAAACCCUAGGAUAUUGCUACUUGAUGAAGCAACCAGCGCGCUGGAUAUGGAAUCUGAGAGGAUAGUUCAAGAAGCUUUGGAUAGGGUAAUGUUAGAAAGGACUACAAUUAUUGUUGCGCAUCGCCUAAGCACAGUAAAGAACGCUGAUGUCAUAUCCGUCCUACAACACGGGAAGAUUGUGGAACAAGGUUCACAUGUACAACUGGUGAACAAACCUGAAGGUGCAUACUCUCAGCUGAUUCAUCUGCAAGAGACUCUGCAGGUAGCAGAAGCCCCUAACGUCGAUCCUGAUGCAAUAAUGGAAAACAGUUUUGGCUCUAGGUCGUUCACAAGGAAACCAAGAAGCCAAGGCAGCUCCUUUAGGAGAUCAAACAGUAAAGGCUCCUCUUUUGGGCACAGUGGUACACAUCCUUACCCUGCUCCAUGUGAUCCCAUGGAAUUCAACAAUGAUCAAGACCUAGAGGAGAGUACAGAUAAAAUAUCUAGUGACAGGAAGAAAGCUCCAAUCGGCCGACUCUUUUAUCUGAACAAACCAGAGGCUCUUGUUCUUGCUCUUGGUUCGAUUGCUGCUGCAAUGCAUGGGGCCAUUUUGCCUGUAUAUGGCAUAUUGAUUUCAAGUGCAAUAAAGACGUUUUAUGAGCCGCCAGCGGAACUACUCAAGGACUCGAGGUUCUGGGCAAGCAUGUUUGCCAUGCUGGGUGCUUGUGCACUUGUUCUGAUUCCAAUAGAGUACUUCUUGUUUGGAUUAGCAGGUGGGAAGCUUGUGGAGCGCAUACGGUCGCUGACAUUCCGAAGUGUCAUGCACCAGGACAUCAACUGGUUUGAUAAACCUGAACACUCUAGUGGAGCAAUAGGUGCAAGGCUAUCGACUGAUGCUCUGAACGUGAAGCGGCUUGUUGGAGAAAAUUUAGCACUUAAUGUCCAGACUAUAUCGACCAUCAUAGUAGGUUUCACAAUAGCUAUGGUGGCAAACUGGAAGCUGGCAUUGAUUAUCACAGUGGUGGUUCCAUUGGUGGGUUUCCAAGCCUAUGCUCAAAUGAAGUUCCUGAAAGGUCUCAAUAAAAACGCAAAGUUAAAGUACGAGGAAGCAAGUCAAGUAGCAACCGACGCCGUUGGAGGAAUCAGAACUGUGGCGUCAUUUUGCGCAGAGCAGAAGGUGAUGGAUGCCUAUGAAAAGAAAUGUGAAUCUCCAACAAGGCAGGGAGUGAGGGAAGGUGUUGUUGGUGGCUUGGGAUUUGGGUUUUCAUUCCUUGUGUUCUACCUUACUUAUGCUCUCUGCUUCUACGUCGGUGCAAAGUUUGUUCGUGAAGGAACAGCAACAUUUCCUGAAGUGUUUCGGGUCUUCUUCGUAUUAGUUUUGGCGGCUACUGGGAUCUCACGAACAAGCGCAGUAGGUGCAGAUAGCACCAAGGCUAGUGAAUCGGCCAUCUCUGUGUUCGAAAUUCUUGACCGUAAGUCCAAGAUAGAUUCCAGCAGCGAGGAAGGCAUGGUGGUUGCAAAUCUCAGGGGUGACAUUGAGUUCCAGAAUGUGUGCUUCAGUUACCCCUUACGCCCAAAUGUUCAAAUAUUCACUGAUCUGUCCUUGAGCAUUCCUUCUGGAAAGACGGCUGCCCUUGUUGGAGAGAGUGGAAGUGGCAAGUCCACUGCCAUUGCGCUGCUCGAGAGGUUCUACGACCCGAGUUCAGGCAGGAUCCUUUUGGACGGCGUGGAGCUUCCGACCCUCAAAGUCAGCUGGCUUCGGCUGCAGAUCGGUCUCGUGGCGCAGGAGCCGGUGCUGUUCAACGACACCAUCCGCGCCAACAUAGCCUACGGGAAGCAAGGGGAGGCUUCCGAGGAAGAGAUCGUCGCCGCCGCCGAAGCGGCCAAUGCACACCAGUUCAUCUCUGGGCUGCCUGACGGGUACAACACCGUCGUUGGCGAGAGGGGGAUCCAGCUGUCCGGCGGGCAGAAGCAGCGGGUGGCCAUCGCGAGGGCCGUUGUCAAGGACCCCAAGGUGCUCCUGCUGGACGAGGCGACGAGCGCUCUGGACGCGGAGUCAGAGCGCGUGGUGCAGGAGGCGCUGGACCGGGUGAUGGUUGGGAGGACGACCGUGGUGGUGGCGCAUCGCCUGUCGACUGUGAGAGGCGCCGACAUUAUCAGCGUGGUGAAAAACGGGAUGAUAGUGGAGAAAGGAAGGCAUGAGGAACUGAUGCGGAUCAAGGAUGGAACCUACGCUUCCCUUGUCGAGCUUAGCUCCACUUCAAGAUAAGACAUCCAUCUUUCUCCACCAGAAAAUUCCAUGGAAUGAAAUGCCAGCAGUGUAUUUGAGUUUAUAGGCCAGUUAAUGUGGGUGUAGGAUCUUUCCUUUCAUUUUAGUAGAUGGGUAUCUGCAGACAAACAGAGGCAAUCAGACAAACUGUAUGAAAAUAAUUAUUGAUUGCGAUUCAAGCGAGGACGCGGAUGAAGCUUUUCCAAAACGCA
This is a messenger RNA of Aegilops tauschii subsp. strangulata, 4061 nucleotides long. RefSeq names its product ABC transporter B family member 5. Gene Ontology annotation, molecular function: ABC-type oligopeptide transporter activity; ATP binding; ATP hydrolysis activity. The record is from RefSeq and is a predicted model, not a curated record. Gene Ontology annotation, biological process: oligopeptide export from mitochondrion. Gene Ontology annotation, cellular component: mitochondrial inner membrane. NCBI's taxonomy places the organism in Eukaryota, Viridiplantae, Streptophyta, Magnoliopsida, Poales, Poaceae.